GUCCUGCGCUGAGCCAGGCCCCGGCCCCGGCCCCGGCCGACCGAUCCCCAGCGGCCAUGUCUUCCGACUUCGAAGGCUACGAGCAGGACUUCGCAGUGCUCACCGCGGAGAUCACCAGCAAGAUUUCCAGGGUCCCUCGGCUCCCUCCCGAUGAGAAGAAGCAAAUGGUUGCCAACGUGGAGAAACAGCUUGAAGAGGCCAGAGAAUUGCUUGAACAGAUGGAUUUGGAAGUCCGAGAAAUUCCACCUCAGAGUCGAGGGAUGUACAGCAACAGAAUGCGAAGCUACAAGCAAGAAAUGGGCAAGCUGGAAGCAGAGUUUAAAAGGUCACGGAUCGCCUACAGUGACGAAGUACGGAAUGAGCUCCUAGGGGAUGAUGGGAACUCCUCAGAGAACCAGUUGAUAAAAUUCCGUGAAGAGAGGGCACAUCUGCUGGAUAACACGGAGAGGCUGGAAAGGUCAUCGCGGAGACUAGAGGCUGGGUACCAGAUAGCAGUGGAAACCGAGCAAAUCGGCCAAGAGAUGUUAGAAAACCUGAGUCAUGACAGAGAAAAGAUACAGCGAGCACGUGAACGACUUCGGGAGACAGAUGCAAACUUGGGGAAAAGCUCCAGGAUCCUGACGGGGAUGUUGCGAAGAAUCAUCCAAAACCGCAUCCUGCUAGUCAUCCUGGGGAUCAUCGUGGUCAUCACCAUCCUGACGGCCAUCACUUUGUUUGUCAAAGGACACUGAUGCAUCUGCUCUCCCCUGAUAAACAGUGAUCUUGUCUUGUUCUGAGUAAUUAAGACUAAACGGUCACAAGAACCAUUGUGGUGUGCUGACAGGCCCCGGGGGGGCCCUCUGUCUCUCCCUCAACACUCUUCAGCUAGAGUGAGGGGAGUGUAAAAAUAGCUCUGUUCCUGUCUGCAUGUGGGUUCAUUUCCUUUGGAGGUUGGUCUUUGCCCAGAUUUGUUGUUUUUUAUAGGUGAGGGUGAAUGCUUAUUUGCCUUUAGGUAACUUCGUCUGCUGUCCAAAAUAGCUUUGCUAACAUUCUUCCUUGCCUCGUGGACAUGCCUGGGGUCACAAUUUGAGAGAGGAGAUGAUGACUCGGUUGCAGAAGCUUCUGUGUGUCACGUACCUGUCUUUACCAGAAGGGCUUUCUGUGAUGUCCAGAAGAAUCAGGCCAGCGCCAGUGAGCAGUUCCAGAGGUCAGCCACGCCCUUCGCAGCAUUGAAUACAGCCACCCUGCCCAGACAACUUGAUUGCAAAGGAGAGGGUUCACUGUCACUUGUACAGGAAAUUGACUUGGCACUUUCCCUGGUAUGAAAUGUUUAUUCACCUUCCCCAAGUGCCAUACUCCCCAGAAUUGGCGGACGGUGUGAGAGUCAGCACAGUAUUUAGCCGUGGCCUUGCUUUCCCUGACCUGUGUAAGCAUUUCUUCUCGGUUCUAAUAUGAACUCAGUUAGCAGAAGCCCUGAGGUGAGACAGGGCUGCCCCAACCCUUCCGGCAAGAAUAUUUCAGUUAGCAUGAUCAGGGUUCCUGUGCUGAUGUGAAGUUUGCAAAGGGGGGAGUCCUACCGGACGGUCCACUAGGAAAAAACCAAAACAAAGCAUAGCAAAACCUUGGUGGGAAGUGGCCACCAACCUCCUUUCGGAGAAUGAAGAGUUACGGAGCGCUAGGGAAGAGCUGCGUGGGUUUUCUAACAACUGUAGCAAAACCCGCCUCGGUUCGCUGUGCGCCCCAGAACUCUAUCACACUGUUUGAUUUUCUUCCUUUCUUUCUGUCUGAGGUAACCAGGAAUUGUGUUCAAAAUGAGUUCAUCUGUGAGCAGGCUUAAAGGUUGCCCAAGAUGAGGCCAUUUUCCCUCUAGUCGUGAAGCAAAAUGUGUUUUUCUGAAGACUUCAUAGACACUUUUACAGGGUCUGUACAGUCUUUUUUAAUAUAAUUGGAAGCUUUGAAUUCUUGAGAGCAGACCUAUUCUCUUCAUAAAAAAUGCUAACCACCUGUGUUCAUGUAGCAAGAUGAUGCUGUACUUGAUCCCCCAACACACCACACACACACACACACACACACCUAAGAGGACCAUUAUGGAGUAGACAGGAAAUGCAAAAUCCACCAGAGAAACUGUGCUUGUGGAAGGAGGCCAGCGCCUGUAUAUGUUGAGAUAAAUCAUUUAUUAUUGUGUAAAUAAAGGUGUAGUCUCUGUGUCGGAAGGGUGGGAUUUGGGCCGAACAAACUAGAGCAGCAGAGGAGAAGGGCCGGAAGCUUCUGCCAGCUGUAGGGACAGCUCAGCAAGAACCUCCUAUUGUGAUAGCCGAGUGAGUUCUGGGCAUUCUGCUGUGUAAAAGAAACCAUUCAAAUGCAAGGAGACAACCACCGGCAUCUGCCCACGCCUCUGGUGGCCUCCUUGGAAGUGGGGCUCCUCCUCUGCGGCCUUCUAAGCUGUCUGCCCAAGUUUCACCCUGCGAGCAGGGUGGAGCUGAGCACUGACGCUUGGUGGCCCCUGAGCACGUCCCUGAAACCUGUGCUCGCACAGGAGCAGACAAAGGAGACUGGAGGGCGCCUUUGCCAGUCACCCUCAGUGGCUUUCUCCGCAGAGUUCUUUUGUUUGGGGCUGUGGCCGUGGUUUGGGGGGUGGAAAUCUGUGAACAUAUAACCCUCGGACGCAGCAGCUCCAUCCCCUCCCCUAGAGAGUGGCCACCUAGAAAGUCCCCUGACGACCUUCUGUCCUCCCGAUGCCACAGGAAGAACACCGAGCCACCUCGGGGCUGGGGCAGUGCCCUGCCUCCCUGCCCGACCAGGGAAGGGAGAGAGCUCGCAAACCUGUGUCGACGGUUCUAGGUUCAUAUUAUGUAGGCUUCCGUUGUGGAAUAUUUCUGAAGUUGGGAGCCUUUGUUUAAAAGUGUGUGGGAGGUAGGGGAAGAUGAAAUGACAGUAUGAAGGAGGAGGAAGAGGAGGAAGCCCUUGCCAUAUAAAAUUCAUGCAGACUAAACAGUUUCUGGGACAGUAUAAAUAAAGCGGAUGCAACCCCACUUCAGAAUCAAAAGCAAUUUAAUUAAAGUCUCUUAAGUUGUAAA
Molecule: messenger RNA, 3056 nt
Organism: Phodopus roborovskii (desert hamster)
Lineage: Eukaryota; Metazoa; Chordata; Mammalia; Rodentia; Cricetidae
Gene: Vti1a
Product: vesicle transport through interaction with t-SNAREs 1A
Exons: 9
Coding region: 57-731 (224 amino acids)
Biological process (GO): intracellular protein transport; Golgi to vacuole transport; vesicle fusion with Golgi apparatus
Cellular component (GO): late endosome membrane; endoplasmic reticulum membrane; ER to Golgi transport vesicle membrane
Molecular function (GO): SNARE binding; SNAP receptor activity
Source: RefSeq, a predicted model, not a curated record